UUAGCCGUGGACCCAGCGUUCAAGGGGAGAGGUAUAGCGUCGAAGCUGGUGAAAUGGGGAACGGACAGAGCGGACGGUGAUGGACUGCCAGCCUACCUGGAGUCCACGCCGGCGGCAGUUGGCGUAUAUGAGAGACUUGGUUUCAAAGUGCAGAGGAGAUUGAGCGUA
Eremomyces bilateralis CBS 781.70 is the source of this 168-nucleotide messenger RNA. RefSeq lists its product as uncharacterized. Gene Ontology annotation, molecular function: acyltransferase activity, transferring groups other than amino-acyl groups. The transcript has a single exon. Lineage: Eukaryota; Fungi; Ascomycota; Dothideomycetes; Eremomycetales; Eremomycetaceae. The record is from RefSeq and is a predicted model, not a curated record. The annotation marks the transcript as partial.